AUGACUGAGAAAUCAAGUCUCGGAAAAAGUGUGCUAAAAAGACAUGAAGUCGCCCGGCCUGUACAUCUUCAGUUCUUGGAAGCCGCCCUAGAUAUCCGACCCUUCGUCAACCAAGUUGAGAAGAUAUUAAAUUCUGAUGGAGACAGUGAUAGUGAUGAUUCAGAGAUACUAUCCAUAGGCAAUGAAGUGUCUAAGGGGGAUAAAGUAAUUGAUGGUGUAGUAACUACCAAGCAAGAAAGACUCUGUGAUCGCACCCGUCUUUAUAAUUUCUGUUCUGUUGGAGAAGAGAGAGAGUGGUUACGUGAGGUCCUUUUAUCAUCUGAGUCAGAGUCUGCAAGUGAUGAUGAAACCCCUGCAGCAAAAGAAAACAGAAUUAAAAGGCUCUUGAAAGAAAGAAAGUUUCACAAUAAAUAUGUUAAGUCAUAUUACAAGGAUCCAGCUAACUCUCGGUAUAUGUACUAUGGUGCUGGUUUGCUCUCAACUGUCGAUCGCUAUCCAGAGAGACAUAUUAGCAGGCCUCCACCAGCACCUGCACGAGGUAGACGUAGGAUUACCGAUAAAAAUGUGCCUAAAGCUGUCCAAAAGCCAAGGAGAACCAAAGUCAAGGAGGAGCAGGGAGCUGAAGGAAAUGAUACUCCUGAUGGUGUAGACUGGGAAGAUCAAUUGAAACACAUAAAAGAAGAAAAUGACAAUGAUGAGUACACAAUUGCAGAGAAAUCUGGUGUUAGGGGCCGUAAAAAAGCACUCAUGGCAAAAACUCCAGAGGCAUUGACAGCGAGACGAAAGCGUCACUGGUUCCUGCUCGUUAAAAAGGAAUUGGGGAAGGUGCAGAGAGCCAGGACGGCAACACACAGAGAGACAAUCUUGCAGAGAAAGAGGCUGGCAACACUGUGCAGUAAACAUUGGAGACAUGUCGCUAUGCAGUCUCAAAAGAAUAUGAAAGAAACAGUAUGGAGAUGUAAACGGCUAAGUCGUGAGAUGCAAGCCUAUUGGAGGAGAUAUGAUCGAGCUGAAAGGGAGACGAGGAGACGAAUGGAGAAAGAGGCUGAAGAACAGAGAAAGAUGGACGUGGAACUGAUGGAAGCUAAACGGCAACGUCGCAAACUGAAUUUCCUCAUAACGCAAACUGAGCUUUACGCACAUUUCAUGCAACGUAAGCGCAAUGCUGCUGAUGAAGGCGACAGUGGAGCAGAUCAGAUUUUAAGGCAACUCGACGAAGACAGAGAUCCUAGGCUGGCUGCUAUUGAUAACUAUGAUAGUGAGGCAAUGAAAGCGCGCGCAUCUCGAAAUGCUCGUGAGGCGUUCCGCGCUGACCGUGCCCGUACUGCUGCCAUGGACGCCGCGUCUGGUGGUGAGGCGUCGCUCCCCGACUGCUCCGGCGAUCACGAUCAGCCCUCCAUAUUCCAGGGCACCCUUAAGGGAUACCAAUUGAAGGGCAUGAACUGGCUGGCCAAUUUAUAUGAUCAGGGCAUUAGUGGAAUACUAGCGGAUGAGAUGGGUCUAGGCAAGACUGUACAAUGCAUAGCCUUCUUAUGUCACGUCGCCGAACGUCUCGGUGUCUGGGGACCGUUUCUGGUGGUGUCCCCGGCGUCAACUCUUCAUAACUGGCAGCAGGAGAUGCAGAGAUUUGUCCCCGACUUUAAAGUGGUGCCGUACUGGGGUAGCCCCAGCGAACGGAAAAUCCUUCGCCAGUUCUGGGAGCGAAAAGACCUUCACACUCAGCAGGCUGCCUUCCACGUGGUCAUCACGUCUUACCAAAUAGUGGUGUCUGACUUGAAAUACUUAAACCGUGUCUCCUGGCAGUAUAUGAUCCUGGAUGAAGCUCAGGCGAUUAAAAGUUCUGCUAGUAUGAGGUGGAAGUUGCUUUUAGGAUUUAGCUGCAGAAAUAGAUUGCUCUUAUCUGGAACACCAAUACAGAACAGUAUGGCGGAGUUAUGGGCGUUGCUACAUUUUAUUAUGCCGACAUUGUUUGAUUCACACGAGGAGUUUAACGAGUGGUUUUCUAAGGAUAUAGAGAGUCAUGCUGAGAAUAAGAGCACCAUUGAUGAAAAACAUUUAUCAAGACUGCACAUGAUAUUGAAGCCGUUUAUGUUACGAAGGAUCAAAAAAGAUGUAGAAAACGAAUUGUCAGACAAAAUUGAGAUCAUGGUUCACUGCCCGCUUACGAUUAGACAAAAGUUAUUGUACAUAGCAUUGAAAAAGAAAAUUAAAAUUGAGGAGUUACUCCACUACACAAUCGGAUCAGAAUCUGGACAUAAUGUUGAUAAAAAUUUCACCUCAAACCUUAUGAACUUAGUGAUGCAGUUUAGAAAGGUUUGUAACCACCCGGAGCUCUUUGAACGCCGUGACGUCAGAUCACCGUUCGCUAUGCACGUUGACGAUUACAACAUACCAAAAUUUGUAGCAGAAGACUGCAUACUCCUUCGAAGUAUACCAUCUAAGCGACACCUAUUGUGCAAUAUAUUGAGUGUAUUAGUGUGUGAAUAUGUGCAAUUGAGUGUGAGCGAGGGAAAUAGCGAUACGUUGUUCUCUUUCACACGAUUCAUGGACCUGUCUCCGAUGGAGUUAUACCGGGUUAUGCUGUGCGGGUGGCUAUAUGCCAUACUACACAUAGAACAAUGCUUAGACACAUACGAAAAGUUGAGACAUAGACAAGACUGGUGGUACUCCGACAAAGCUGACGAUUACAAGGCAGUCCAAAGCAAGCAUUUUCUUCUGGUUUGUCCUGAUGGCGAUAUAUUGAAACGAAGGAAAGAUGACUCGCUCUUGUGGAAAGACAUGCUGUUUACAGAUCCUUUUUGGAUAACUGGUGGACCAUUCUACACACACGUCAAUCACACAAUACAUUAUAUGGCAGAGACUAUAGAGCAUAGGGCGUUGCGCUCGAGAAAUAUUAAGGAGUAUAGCGGACAGACGGAUAUGCUAAGUGAAAUAAAGACUGAAGACGGUGGAGUGAUAUCUGUUGACACUCAGCCAGUGGAAGCCGUGGAGUUUCCUCAUGUUGAGCGACCCUCGAUCGUAUAUCCCGAUGUGCCAACACCCCUGCCAGCAUUUUUGUGUACUACCCAACAAAAGGUGUGUGCGCCUACGCGGCAAUGUUUCGCCGUGUCUCGUUCGUUCGCGUACCACACGAAACGACACGCUCACUGCGAGACCCAACUCGGUAGCGAGACCAUCGCGCGUUUCGUCGAUAACACACGACCUCCAUACGGCUGGGCUUCAUUGCAGGUGCCAGACAAAAACCAACUUGUAAGCGAUGCAGGUAAGCUGACAGUGUUGGACUCACUACUAAAAAGACUGAAAGAACGGGGGCACCGAGUGCUUAUAUACAGCCAAAUGACAAAGAUGAUUGAUUUAUUGGAGGAGUACAUGUGGCACCGAAAACACAAAUACAUGCGGUUGGAUGGCUCCAGUAAGAUUUCAGCCAGACGCGAUAUGGUCGCUGAUUUUCAGGCCCGGACGGAUAUAUUCGUGUUUCUCCUAUCGACGCGCGCUGGCGGUCUAGGCAUUAAUCUCACCGCAGCCGAUACUGUGAUAUUCUACGAUUCCGACUGGAACCCAACAGUGGACCAGCAGGCCAUGGACCGCGCGCAUCGUCUCGGGCAGACCAAGCAGGUGACAGUCUACCGACUCAUCUGUAAGGGGACUAUAGAAGAGCGAAUAAUGCAGAGAGCCAGAGAAAAGAGUGAGAUUCAACGCAUGGUGAUUAGCGGUGGUAACUUUAAGCCGGAUACUCUUAAGCCGAAAGAAGUGGUUUCUUUGCUUCUAGAUGAUGAAGAAAUCGAGCUGAAGUAUCGUCAAAAGUCUGAAGAAAAGAAAAUUAUGGAGGAGCGAGAGCGCAAAAGAAAACUUGGAUUGCUACCAACGCCUUCGCCGACAGCAAGUGAAUCUAAGCGCGCCCGUGAAUCGGCUUCAGAACCAGGUAGUCCGUUGCAAGUGGACGAAGAAGCUGACCUGGUGGUGGAUGCACCGCAUUUGAUGCCUUCACCGUAUUCAGGUGGUAUGCGCACAGGCAGCUCGUGGGGUGGACCUCGUUCGUCUCGUAGUGCACGGCGCGGUCGCCCGCGUGGUUCAAGGCACACCGGGUCGCGUCGUCCUGAACCCACCACGACCCCAGACACCGCUUCGGCAAUAGCCGCCGGUGCAUUGCUAUUAGAAUCAGAUAUGCCGCUGGAGAUAGUGGAGUGCCCCGUAGCGGGAGCAGGCGGCGCUGGAGAGUGUCGUGGGCGAAGAGGUCCCGGCCGGCCUCGCUUGCGCACCGGCACCCCGAGGACGCCCUCUCGUCGCCCGCGCAGACCCCGCGAGCCAUUGCUUGUACCGCUAGCGCCGCCACCCUGA
This is a messenger RNA of Leptosia nina, 4338 nucleotides long. Lineage: Eukaryota; Metazoa; Arthropoda; Insecta; Lepidoptera; Pieridae. The record is from the annotation of a GenBank genome assembly.